UGCUUGUCAGUACAGCUAUUUCGGUGACACGUAUACUUAAUAAUCUACUCAUGACAUUUGGGGUCAUAGCUUCCGGACAAGAUUUGAAGAAAUUUCUCUUGGUCACAGGGACAUUAGGAGCUAUCUCAUUUCUUGACUAUCGGUACCCUGCUGCAACUCUAAUCUACAUAGCAUCCGUGAUAUUGCUGAUAGUUCCAGUGGUAUAUGAAAAGCAUGGGGAUAUUAUUGACAUCCUUGCUGAGAGGGUCCUGUUUGAGUUGAAUAAUCUAUAUGAAAAUUUGAUGAUGAAGAUUUUCGGGAAAUCGCAAAACUCGCAAGAGUACAUUGAGGAUUAGAAGUAAUGAAAUUCCUUUUCAUGCCAUGCCAUUGAUUAACUAUGUACAAACUUGUGGUUAACACGUAUUAUGUGAUUAACAGAAAUAUAAUGGGGGGAAUA
Vigna angularis (adzuki bean) is the source of this 436-nucleotide messenger RNA. Its product is annotated as reticulon-like protein B3. NCBI's taxonomy places the organism in Eukaryota, Viridiplantae, Streptophyta, Magnoliopsida, Fabales, Fabaceae. Bases 51 to 335 code for a protein of 94 amino acids. The record is from RefSeq and is a predicted model, not a curated record. The transcript has 3 exons.